UUAUCAGGAUUAGGCGCAGGUCAUUUUGUAUAUAAUAGGUCAAUUCGUUCCGAAGUAUCACAGUUUCGAGUCAGCUUCAGAAUUGGUACAACCUCCCACGACCCAAAAUGAAAUUGUUUGUGAUUGCUGCUCUUGUGUCGGUCGCUGUGGCUGGGCGUUUGGAACAUUUGGAGCGCUCAUAUCUUCCACCAGACAGCUCCAACUCUAUUUCUCAAGGGUUCCCAUCAAACGGUGGCUCCCAUGGCUUCGGAUCAAGCGGAAACUUUGGUACAAGCGGCCGAGGCUCCCAGAACUUUGGACAAAAUGGACAUUCAUCCAACGGCUUUGGUCAGCAAGGGUCUAAUGGUUUCGGUGGCCAGGGACUCAGCGCUACUGCCUUAAAACAGUACCUUCCUCCAGAUUUUGCUUCUAACACUGGAUCUUCCUUCGGUAACUCAAAUGGACUUACAAUCAAACCGGCAUGUUCAACUUGUGGACGCAGUCAUCAGCUCUCCUCAAACCAGUUUGGAUCCCAAGGACCCAGCUCUCAAUACGGACUCCCAAACUUCGGAGCUGCUUCAUCUUCUGGAUUUGGAUCUAACGGUUUUGCUUCUUCUUCUCAUGGUUCAAACGGUUUCGGAUCAGCACCAAACGGAUUUGCAUCAUCAAACGGCGCUUUCGGUUCUCAUGGAUCUGCUUAUAACUCUGGAAGCAAUGGCUUUGGAUCGAGUGGUUUCCCUUCAUCUCAGGGUAGCUUUGGUUCUCAAGGCCAGUCCCAGUUUGGAGCUAGUCGCCAGUACCUUGCUCCUAAGUCGUCCAAUAUCCAAGAACUCCCCCAGCAACCUUUUGACGAACAAACUGGCUACCAUUACUAAUUAUUACGAUAUUAUUGCCAGAUUUUUUAUUAGUAAAUUUAUGUUCAUUGUGUUCAAAUUCUGUAAUAAAGAGUUUAUAUAA
Messenger RNA from Leptidea sinapis, 936 nucleotides. RefSeq names its product filaggrin-2-like. The record is from RefSeq and is a predicted model, not a curated record. The transcript is spliced from 3 exons. The coding region runs from base 108 to 854 and encodes 248 amino acids. NCBI's taxonomy places the organism in Eukaryota, Metazoa, Arthropoda, Insecta, Lepidoptera, Pieridae.